AUGGCGUCGGAUGCCAUGGACACGGCCGAAGAUCUGCCACAAGAAGGAGACGGUCUCGUGGAUGUCGCCGUGGAUGGCCAGCUUUUCCGCCGAAGUACUCUCGCGUUGCUAGCGCUAUUUGGCGCCGCGCUGAACGCUGCCGACAUCACCCUAGACGUCACCGCCGCGGAUGCUCCAAACGACUUGGACCCGGCUGUGGUAGCAGCGGUGGCCGAGGCGCUGAAGACAGUGGACGCGCCGCUAUCCGACGAAGGCCUCAACUGUCCGAUCUGCUUGGAGGACGACGACACGGCGUCGUGGAAGGAGACUCCGUGCGGACAUCGGUUCCACGGACGGUGCGUGGAGAAGUGGCUGCAGGCCAAGGGGGGCUGCCCCAUGUGUCGGUGCCAGGUGGUGGCGAUGCCUAUCGUCGCCGCCACGGAUGCUCCAUACCGACACUUCGUUAUCAUUCAAGAAUAUGGCCAGGACGGUACGAACUUCGUUGUCAUGGACAUUGAUGAUGAUGACGAUGACGACGAUAAUGAUGAAGAUGAGGUAGAAGAAGAAUAUGAUGAUGAUGAAAUGGAAGACGAAGGCUGA
This is a messenger RNA of Aegilops tauschii subsp. strangulata, 579 nucleotides long. The record is from RefSeq and is a predicted model, not a curated record. NCBI's taxonomy places the organism in Eukaryota, Viridiplantae, Streptophyta, Magnoliopsida, Poales, Poaceae.